This is a messenger RNA of Acanthopagrus latus (yellowfin seabream), 4502 nucleotides long. It is a transcript of the gene cbx1a, whose product is annotated as chromobox homolog 1a (HP1 beta homolog Drosophila). The transcript has 6 exons. Gene Ontology annotation, cellular component: nucleus; pericentric heterochromatin. Gene Ontology annotation, biological process: chromatin organization; negative regulation of transcription by RNA polymerase II. Gene Ontology annotation, molecular function: chromatin binding. The record is from RefSeq and is a predicted model, not a curated record. The coding region runs from base 1 to 891 and encodes 296 amino acids. NCBI's taxonomy places the organism in Eukaryota, Metazoa, Chordata, Actinopteri, Spariformes, Sparidae.
AUGGCCUACAAGGCAUUGCCUGUUCACAAGGAGGAGCCCUGCAUUCUCUCGAUCCACACUCGAGUCAACCCGGGUUCCCUGUGUGUCGCCACCGGCGCAUCUGCGGCCUGUAACUCGUCUACAACAGCCGGUGACAACAGUGUUUUCCCUCGGGCCUGUCGCAAGCCCUUACAAGCGCACCGAACAAUUCUCUAUAAAGAGGUGUCCUCUGGAAACGUCAAGCUGGCGACUGUAGCAGCAAAGAAGAGCAAGAAGGCUGAGGAGGAGGAGCAGCCUGCGGGACCUGCACCAGCACCAGCACCAGAUGCAGCAGCAGCAGCAGCAGCAGCACCACCUCCAGCAGCAGCAGCAGCAGCAGCAGCAGCAGCAGAGGAGGAGGAAGAGGAGGAGGAGUAUGUUGUGGAGAAGGUUUUGGACCGCCGGGUGGUGAAGGGAAAAGUGGAGUUUCUGCUGAAAUGGAAGGGGUUCUCAGAUGAGGAUAACACAUGGGAGCCAGAAGAGAACCUGGACUGCCCAGACCUUAUUGCGGAGUACAUGCAGAAACAUAAAGAGAAGGAGGAGAAAAAAAAGGAAGGCAAAAGGAAAGUCACCAGUGAGGCCACAGGAGAUUCCGAGGAACGAGGGAGCAAGAGGAAGAAGGAGGAGGGUGAGAAGGCCAGAGGUUUUGGCAGAGGUCUGCAGCCAGAGAGGAUUAUUGGAGCAACGGACUCCAGUGGAGAGCUGAUGUUCCUCAUGAAGUGGAAAAACUCAGAUGAGGCAGACCUCGUUCCAGCCAAGGAGGCCAAUGUCAAGUGUCCCCAGGUAGUCAUCUCUUUCUACGAGGAGCGCCUCACCUGGCACUCCUACCCCACAGAGGAGGAGGAAAAAAAAGAGGAGGAGAAAAAAGAGUAAAUGAGUGGAGGAUGCGAAGAGGAAAUAAAGGAGGUGUCAGAGUGCAGGGCGGGAAAUCAACUACAUGCUGGUGAACUGUUGUCCACAUAAUUGAUUCUAGCAGCUACUUUGGCAGAAAAAUGAAGAAAACCGUUGGGAUUGAACUGCCAACAUAGCUGACAGAGGAAAGAAGUAUGUUUUCCUGCCCUGAAAGGAGACAGGCGUCGUUUCCUCAAAAGAUGCUCCCACCUGUAUCUCUACUGACAAUGUAAAUUUUCUUAAAGAGGUAUGUUGACACAUAGUCUCUCUUAUGUCAAGCUACCUCUUCAAUUUUCACCUUCAUGCGAGAAGUGAGCUGAAUGUUUGGCUGUUGCUGGUAAGUUUGUCUCUGCUCCCAAUCACUUGCCCCAGUCAGAGGUCCUGUUUUAAGAAUGUUUCGGCUCAUAAGAUACUGAAAGUAGCCAGGGAAUUGUGGUUGGUCAGAGAGCACAAACUUCCUUCCUGCUUUGUCAGGAUACAUUGGAGGGAACCUCUUUUGAAAUGGAAUGUGGUGAGGUAUUAUGGAGGAGUGUCUCUUUUCAGUAUCUGUUCUCUUUGUGCCACCGGAGUUCUCAUAAUAUUUGAAGAAAAGCUGUUCCUUAAUUGAAACUAUUAAAUGCCAAAUGAUGACUGUACAUUUCACUCUGACAUGGACGGAAUGACAAAGAGGGGUUAAAGUCUAUAUGAAAAAAGAUCAGCAGCCGUUGGCCUUGUUUCCUACCAGCCACUGUGGCAGCCAACCAGCCAGAGCUCAAAUGUCCCGCAGUUGUCUGCUAAAGCAGAUUUUUUUUUUCCUUUUUUUUUUUUUUAAAAAAGCUGACAGUUUUUAGCCAUUCCAGCCAUGUGUGUUUCUUCCCAAAGUUUGUAUUUUGCUUUCUGUUUGAUUUUUAAUGAGCAAGACUGUAUUUGUUAAAACUGUGAGUUGAGGGUUUUGUACUUGUUUGGUGAAGGUUCAGAGUCAAACUGGUAGCUUUUCUGUGAAUGUAAAACUGAUCAUCUGUUGUGUUUCAUGUGACUCAAUCAUAUGUGUUCUAGAUAUUAAGGUAUACAUUAGGACAUUAAAUUUCUAAUACACUUGAUUUAGUUUCAGUAUUUGCUUGAACACAGUUAAGAUUAAGUACCGAAAAUCUACCAUCCAUUUUCACUAGGACACAAUAUUAGUUUAGUAUGAAGCCAAAUAAUAGCCUGCCAGCAUGACAAGUGACCUAUAUUUAAGUGGACAGACUUUAGUUUAUUCACUGGCAGUUGUGGCUGUUUUGUUUCCCAAACUUACCAUGUAAGCUCAUCAAUUUUGUUAAAGCUGCUCUAAGUGACAUAUCCUUAUUAAAAAAGUGUUAAAUAGCUCUAUAUUACAACAGUAAUCAUUGUUAUCGAAUGUGGUUAGUAACCCAUGUUUCUCCUCCCUCUGCUGAUGUAGUAAAAAUGCAAAGACAUUUUCUGGUAUCCCUGCCCCCUUUAUCCAAUCAGGACAGAGAACUCCAGAAACAGUGGCCUUUUCUGCUUGUGAACAUCCAGAGAGCAGGAUCCUCCUGGAGAUUAUCACUGCUCAUUAGUUUGGUGACGUAGAGAGGAGGGAGGGGAUAGCAUGCUGCAAAAUGGACAGAAAGUCAGCUCAACAGACGACAAUUCUUAUAGCAGCUUCAAGUGACUUUUUAUUGAAACAGGCUGGCUGGUUACCUGCCAGAAUGGCUGGCAGAGUGUACAAAUAGCAGCCAAACUUGGCAAAAAAGCAGGCUAUACGUUUCCACACUGCAAUAGUGAUGGGCAAAUUGGAUGACUUCAGGUGAAGAGUUAUGAUUGUCAUAAAGCAUUUAGUGUUUAUACUGGGUCAGAAUCAGUGUUAGGAUUGGCAAUCCAAGAACUUCCCUGAGGAGGCUGAGACACCCAUUAACCUGGAGUGUAGACCGGCAAAGUGCCAGGAACCAGCUGAUAAUCAUUUAGACAGAAACACAUUAUAUAACUAGACUGAACACUGUGCUGGGCCGACAGUCUGCAGGUAGCCUCUCUGGGGAGUUUAGUUUCUCUGAUGUUGACUUACUACAGCACCACUGUCAGGCUAAAGUUUAUUUUUUUAUGCUUCUGGAAAUCUGAUGCACGCUGGAGUUAAUGUCGUCUUGUUUAAAAACAUACUGGUCAUGACAUCAAAUUGUAUUGGUAAGUAGACAAGCAAGCUCAUGCAUUUUGAGCUGUUGCAACAAGCCUUUCUGGUGGAUGAUCAUCACACGUGCUGGCUUUAUGUUGAGAUCACGGCACCCCUGCUCACACGUUGCCCUCUGUGUAAAUGCGACCCCAGCUUGAGCCAAAAGUUCACAAAAAGGUGUCGGACAAGAGAAUAUCAGUGUGGGAACUGAGCAGCCAUUUGUCAGUCAAUCGCUGGCUGUAGUUUGUACAUUGAUCUACUCUGCCAGCCACGUUGACAGGAAAUUCAGCCAACAAGCUGUUUUGGCUGAUGGUUAAAGUGCCGCUGUGGCUGGUAGGUGGAGGUUUCCUGAUGAGACUGGCUCGCUAGGUACGUGCUCCAUAAACGAACCCAAGUGGGUUUUACUCCUGUUUAAAAUCAUUUCCACUUCUUGUUUUUUCACCUCUCUCUCUCUCUCUCUCUCUCUCUCUCUCUCUCUCUCUCUCUCUCUCUCUCUCUCUCUCUCUCUCUCUCUCUCUCUCUCUCUCUCUCUCUCUCUCUCUCUCUCUCUCUCUCUCUCUCUCUCUCUCUCACACACACACAUAUACAUAUAUAUACACACACACACCACAUGUGUUUUAUAGAUUGUAUAAUUUUAGCUUGCACUGGCCGGGUGACAUUCAAGACAUGAUGCAUGUUUGGAGUAUUUCUUGGUUCCACUUGCUUGCAGACCUGUGUUUAGAUAUUCACUAAUAAAACAGAUUAGAACUUUAAAAUUCAGCAUGGUUAACAUGUUGCCUUAUAUGAAAGGCCUUUCUCUCUCCUGCCUAAUGCUAAUGUGUUGAAUGUAGCCCGGCUGUGCUUAUUUCUGUGUACACUGUAUUAAAGCUAACUAGAUAGCCUCCUCUGUUUACAGACCCAGGUGAGCUAGAUCCUUUUUCUCUGAACUGUUAACUGAAUUCUGAACGUAUACUUCAUAUACUGCAACUCCAUUUUCCAGUGUACACUUCUGCUUCACCUCAUGCCUCUACAUUUUUUUUUUUAAUUAAAUGUUUUACAUUUUUCUGCAGAAUGAUCACCUUGAGACCUAACCCUCAGUUACAUGAUAAAGAGGAAAAGUACAAACUCAAAGCAGCAACCUAUGUACAAACAUAAUCCAAUUUUGAAAUAAGUAGCUACAGUUUGUGUAAGCAUUCUCAUUUGUUCACCGUAUUACAUCAGUACUGUGAGUUAAAUGUCCUGCUUUAUUACUGCCCUCUGUUGUACCUCAACACUGAUGGAGAAUGAUUGAGUUAGCUGCACUUGGGUCUGCUAGUAAGCUUUUCUAUCUUGUCUUUGAAGACUUUUCUCUGUAUUUAGUGGAUUAACUUGUGUUGUUGUGUUGCAUGUUUAUUGGUUCCUCUUGCAAUGUUACUCUCAUGGCUGAUAUACUUUUAAUUGUCUGUUUUAGACAAUAAAGGUUUUUGUUUUCGUA